Asparagus officinalis (garden asparagus) is the source of this 1873-nucleotide messenger RNA. Its product is annotated as cytochrome P450 94B3-like. Gene Ontology annotation, molecular function: oxidoreductase activity, acting on paired donors, with incorporation or reduction of molecular oxygen; monooxygenase activity; heme binding. The transcript has 2 exons. The record is from RefSeq and is a predicted model, not a curated record. The coding region runs from base 1 to 1311 and encodes 436 amino acids. Lineage: Eukaryota; Viridiplantae; Streptophyta; Magnoliopsida; Asparagales; Asparagaceae.
AUGACCGUUGCAUUUUUUGAACUGUUGCUUGUCACUGUAGAUAUAAGGAUUCUCUCUAUUGUCUUUGAUUUGAAAGAUGCUCACAAGGACCCUAUAUUUGGAAUAUGGGAUAGGGAGCUUGCAAGGACAAGGGAUGAGGAGCCACUUGGAGUUGCUCAGACAAACGCUCUUGUAGGGACUUUGAUUAUUCAGUCACCGGGGUCACAGCGCAAGACGGCGAGCUACGAGUUCAGCACCGGCUCCCUCCGCACCUUCAUACUCGACAAGGUCCUGCGCGCGGCCGAAGAGAGGUUGAUCCCUCUGCUGCAGACGGCAAGCGUCGAGGGAGGGGCUGUUGAUCUCCAAGACGUGCUCGAGAGGUUCGCAUUCGAUAAUAUCUGCUCGAUAGCUCUUGAACGUGAUCCAGAUUGCCUUUCGAAAGCGAGCGAGAGCGGAGAGAGACUCUACCGCGCGUUUGAGGACGCGGGCUACCUCAGCGUGGAAAGGGCCAAGCUCCCCUUUCCCCUCAUAUGGAAGUUCAGGAAGUUACUUAACAUCGGAUCGGAGAAGAAACUGAGGGAGUCCAUGUCGACAAUCCACGAGCAUUUCACCGACUGUAUCCGCAGGCCGACGGGGUCCGAAGAGAAAGGGGGCUUCUUAUCGAAGUUCAGGAAAGACGGAGCAAACUCGGACGAGCUUAUCCGUGAUAUGCUGAUAAACUUUGUGAUUGCAGGCCGCGACACGACCCCUUCGGCGCUCACCUGGUUCUUUUGGCAAGUAUCUUCAAGACCGGAUGUAAUCGGUAGGAUUCGGGAGGAGAUUAGACUUAUCAGAGCAAGCCGGGAAAUCAGUCGAUCUUUCACAUUCGAGAUGAUUCAGGAGUUGAAUUACCUACAAGCAGCAAUCUCAGAGUCAAUGAGGUUAUACCCUCCGAUAUGUCUGUUGACACGAGAGUGCGGGGCGGACGAUGCUCUACCCGAUGGGACUAUCGUGAAGAAAGGAUGGACGGUGAUGUACAGCCCGUUGGCGAUGGGGCGAACAAAGGGGAUAUGGGGGGAGGAUUGCUUGGAAUUUAAGCCUGAGAGAUGGUUGGUCGACGGGGUAUUCCGACCGAAGAGUGCGUUUGAGUAUACAGUGUUUCACACGGGGCCGAGGAUGUGUCCGGGGAGGGAGAUGGCUUUCCUGCAGAUGAAGAUCGUGGCAGCGAGCAUUUUGGAGAGGUUUGAGAUGGAGGUGGGAGAGGAGAGGGGGGAGCACCAGGUUCAUAUAGCGUUGAGAAUGGAAGGAGGAUUGCCUGUGAGAGUCAUGAAGAGAAGGGAUAGCAACGGUUGAUUAUUGAUGAGCAAUUUAAGGUAUUUUCCGUUGGGGUUAUUUGCAGACGUAGUUAUUUAGUGUAUUUUCGGGGAGAUUUAGUGAUAGGAUCGCAAGUGUAUUUUCUAAUAAAAAUAGAUCAAGGGCAGUGAUAGAGUAGUUUGAUCCUCUUAGCACUGGAGGUUUACCUACAACGAACAUAAAUGGGGUUUGGAGUAGGAUUUUGAUCGGGCGGAUCAAUGCUCGGCUCAAUUCAGCUGAAGUUUCUGUUGCAGACAAUGGCUUGCUUGGGGUAGUGAACUUUCGUACCCAAGAGUGAUCUUCAUCAAGGAGAUCCUCUCUCACCAUUGAUUUUUGUUUUAGUGGACGGUGGCCUGAGUCAUAUGAUUAAUAAUUGAAGAUGAACAAGUGCUCAGGGAUCGGAUCGGAAACCCAAAAUUGGUGACUUUCAGUCUCAUUUUCAAAUUCUAAGUUAAUAUUAUGAGAAUAAGAUCUUACCUUGUUUUAAUGUUGUGGUUGCAAUUUUGUUGAUUUUUGAGGAAUUUAGUGCCGAUUUAUGGGGGAAAAAAAUUGAAAUUUGUUA